AUGAUUAGCAUUCCCCCAAAAGCCCAAAUACCUUUUUAGAGAGAGAGAGAGAGAGAGAGAGAGAGAAGGGGGGAAAGAGAUGGAGUAUAAUGAACAAGGUUUCUUAGAGGAGUUACUAGCUCUAAGAACUGACUCAUUAGAAGCAACCAUCCCCACAGUAGGAAUGAGUACUGGGUUCUACAACAAUGGAUGGAGCACUGAUUGUUUCACUGAAAACCCAAUUCCCGUACCUCCAAAUUCUUCCUUUGAAGACUUCUCUUUGCCACUUGAUCACCAAACCCUAAACUGCUCAUCAUUCACUGAAUUCUACUGCCCAUUUGGAGAUGACUUCUCAGCUCCAAACAAGCUUCAUCACACCCCACAAUUCCCAACUCAAGAGGACUACUCUGUCUCAAUGAUGGAUGAUAACAAUGAAGAACAAAGCCUUGUUGGGAAUAAUGUCCUUCACAAUUUGGAGUUACAAGCUUCAAAUUGCAAAUUGGAGCCAAUCCAAUCCACCCAAGUACCGGUUUUCGACACGGGUUUGUGUCUUGAAGAGAGAAAGAGCAAAGUGAAGAAGGUGGGUGGGCAGCCAUCAAAGAACCUCAUGGCGGAGAGGCGGCGGAGGAAGCGGUUAAAUGACCGGCUUUCGAUGCUCAGAUCAGUUGUUCCCAAGAUAAGCAAGAUGGACAGGACAUCAAUACUUGGAGACACAAUAGACUACAUGAAAGAACUAUUGGAGAGGAUCAACAAUUUGCAAGAGGAAAUUGAAGUGGGUUCUCCAAAUCAGUUGAACUUAUUGAACAUUUUCAAGGAUGUGAAGCCUAAUGAAGUUUUGGUCAGAAAUUCACCCAAGUUUGAUGUGGAGAGGAGGAAUGUGGAUACUCGAAUUGAGAUCUGUUGUGCAGCGAAGCCCGGUUUAUUGCUAUCAACUGUGACUAGUUUAGAAGCAUUAGGCCUCGAGAUUCAACAGUGUGUUAUUAGCUGUUUUAAUGAUUUUGCAAUGCAAGCUUCUUGCUCUGAGGAAAUGGAGCAGAGAGCAAUGUUGAGUUCAGAAGACAUAAAGCAGGCAUUGUUUAGAAAUGCAGGCUAUGGAGGAAGGUGUCUUUAGAGUUGCAAUUAGAGUGUUAAGAGAGAGAGAGAGAGAGCUUGUGAUGGAUCCACAGGGGAUUGAUUUAUGAAUCUCUGUAAUUUCAAUAGCUUUGCAAGUUAGAGAUUGCAGUGCUUUUGCCUUCUAAAAUAAUAAGUGGUUCCUUUUUUCUUUUUUUUUUAUAUCAAAACAGUUUCAAGAACUAUUUUGUGUAAUAAUAUGUCAGAUUCAAGUGCAAAUGUUUUCUAGUGCAA
This is a messenger RNA of Camellia sinensis, 1323 nucleotides long. Its product is annotated as transcription factor bHLH93. The record is from RefSeq and is a predicted model, not a curated record. NCBI's taxonomy places the organism in Eukaryota, Viridiplantae, Streptophyta, Magnoliopsida, Ericales, Theaceae. Gene Ontology annotation, biological process: regulation of DNA-templated transcription. Gene Ontology annotation, cellular component: nucleus. Gene Ontology annotation, molecular function: sequence-specific DNA binding; protein dimerization activity; DNA-binding transcription factor activity.